AUGGAAGAAGGUCCACUUUAUUUUUACUACCGUAACGAUCCAUUUGGUGAAUUCAGUAAUUUCUAUCCAUCUCCAAUUGAACUCGAUGGACAUACUUGGCCUACCACUGAACAUUACUUUCAAGCGCAGAAAUUUAUCUCCGAUGAAACACACUUUCAAAAUGUUUUACAAUUACCUAAACCUAUAGAAGCUCUUUUUUAUUCUCGAAAACACCGAUCAGCAGUACGAUCAGAUUGGGAAAAAGUGAAAGAUGGAAUCAUGCUUAAAGCAUGUAUGGCUAAAUUUGAACAACACCUUUGGCUUCGAGAAUUAUUAAUAUCAACUGGUAAUCGUCAAUUGGUUGAACAUACGACAAAAGAUUCCUAUUGGGCAGAUGGAGGUGAUGGUAGUGGAAGGAAUCAAUUGGGAAUUACUUUGAUGCAAGUUAGAAACAACCUAAGAGACAAACAAUCGUAA
Rotaria sp. Silwood2 is the source of this 456-nucleotide messenger RNA. Lineage: Eukaryota; Metazoa; Rotifera; Eurotatoria; Philodinida; Philodinidae. The record is from the annotation of a GenBank genome assembly.